AUGAACGAUGAUGGAGAUAUUUGGUUAAGAUGUGGUCACAGGGGCAGCUGCGAAUUGCUCAUUCCUUUGGGUAAUACGAUAGUAUCGAUUUCAGCAAGCACGGAUUUGGAUUUAGAAGAGUUACAUAAAACAGUUGUUAAAAUAAGUUUGAGAUGUUUUUAUCCAUUUCGCAAUCUUUGUAUAGAUGAAAGCUUAAUGUUAUUUAACGGCCGGUUAUCACUUAAACAAUUCAUUCCUGCUAAGCGAAACAGAUUCGGCAUAAAGUCUUUUGUAUUAUGCGACUGCUUGUCAGGCCACAUUUUAAAUUUUAUUGUAUAUACAGGAAAAACUACAGAUUCCAAUGGGCAGUCCAAUGACAAUUUAGGAAAAUCAGAAAGUAUCGUUAUGACAGACUUAGAAUCAUAUCUUGAACAAGGCCAUACCGUAUUUGUCGAUAAUUAUGUUGAAUGUAUUCGUAAAAGUUUAAAAUGGUACAAAAAUAUUUUUCACGUGAUAGACAUGGUUGUGUGGAAUGCAUAUUAUUUAUUCCAAUCAGUAACUGCGACAAAAUUAUCGUUUGCCAAAUUUCAUUUAACUCUUAUACGACAAUUAUUGCAAAUAUACGGGAAACAAAAAUCAGGUAUGAAAUGUUCAGUUGCACGAAAUAAUAAUAAUCCGGAAAGAGUUACUGAAAGGCAUUUUCCGUCUUUAUAUUCGAAUGAGGCGUCAAAAAAAAAUUCAGUUCGAAAAUGCGUCGUCUGCAGUAAACGAGGAAAAAGACGUGAGUCGAGAUACUAUUGUUCACAAUGUAAUGUUGGAUUAUGUGUGGUUCCAUGUUUUAAAAUUUACCAUAUCAAAGUCGAUUAUUAAUAUUAUGUUCGGUUUUAAAUACUUUAGUAAUUUCGUUGUAUUAAAAAAUAUUAUAUGAACAUUAUAAUAAAACAUUAAAAAAAAAUAAAUUUUGAUUAUACAUUUUUAUAUUUUAGAAAGUAAGAUGAUAUUACUGAAUGUAAUAAAUGUCAUUGUAAAAUUUAGAGAACAAGAAACGACUUCUAAUUACUUCGUAGCGUACUUCAGUGUCAACUACUCAGUAAUGCGAUCCGUUCACAGCGAUCACAUUCUGGCGCAAGCGCUCCGUAGC
Vespa velutina is the source of this 1120-nucleotide messenger RNA. RefSeq names its product piggyBac transposable element-derived protein 4-like. The record is from RefSeq and is a predicted model, not a curated record. NCBI's taxonomy places the organism in Eukaryota, Metazoa, Arthropoda, Insecta, Hymenoptera, Vespidae.